AUGCAGGUCAACGGAAAUAAAGGUUGGCGAAACCAGGGUUGGCGUGUGAGCUGGUGGUUUCGCCUCAUUGCAGUAGCCAUCCUUUGUGGGGCAAGGGAAAUCUUUCCGCAUAAAACAAGCAUAAGACAACCAAAUUUAAAGGGAAAGCAGUUCCAUGCAAACAAUUGGAAAAAUCAAAACCUUGUAUAUUUACUAUCAGCGAAGCCGGCGGCACCUGGCGAGAACAUGCUUCCAAAUCGACUAGUGGUCCGAGGGGAAUACCGUAAAGCAGUGGGCAAUGGGAACCGACAAGAACACAUACUAGACUUGCGUGUACCCUGCGCAGUGCGGAGAUAGGGACGGGAUGUCCUUCGAAUCCACAUGCUGAUUGUGAUGAAGGUUCUGUUGCAUGUGCACGCCCUGCGAUGGACACAGCCUAUACCGAUUAGAAGUCAAUAGAAUACUGACCAAAACCCAUCAUGCAAGGGUAAAAUGAAGGUGCGAGAACGCAACAUCCUGGACUAGCUCACGGCAACUAUGGGAUCUGGAGAUUAGUUAUUCCUAAUAAGUCAUUGAAAUAUUGAAGGAGCGUGCGGAGAGCAUGUGGUACAGAUAAACAUGAUG
This is a messenger RNA of Suillus subalutaceus, 603 nucleotides long. RefSeq lists its product as uncharacterized. The record is from RefSeq and is a predicted model, not a curated record. NCBI's taxonomy places the organism in Eukaryota, Fungi, Basidiomycota, Agaricomycetes, Boletales, Suillaceae. The transcript is spliced from 2 exons. Bases 1 to 336 code for a protein of 111 amino acids.